AUGGAGGUACAGAACGGUGGCAAACCGGUACUACAGGAGAUUGGACCAUAUCGAUAUAUAGAAUGGAAGGAGAAGGUGAACUUAGUGGACGACAUUGCAGACGACACGAUAACCUACAGCAACCUCAACACUUGGUACUUCUUGAAGGAGAAGAGCCACCCGUUGACGGGGGACGAGAUGGUCACCAUACCACACCUCCCGCUCUUGAGCGUACUCCUGGUCGCUGAGCAGGAUUUCCCAACCCCGAUGCUGACGAUUGUUAACGCCGCCGUUCCUUAUAUUUAUGGCAAACUUGGAUCAGUCUUCAUGACAGCGAAGGUGAAAGAACUCCUCUUCGACGGAGUCCUCAUAGACUGUACUGCGAAGAACAUAGUACCGAAAGCGAUAUGCAUAGCGAUCAAACAGAACAGCAAGGCCUUGGUAAAGCUGGGUAACAACAAAUAUCUUUUCUCCUUCUUCGGAAUCAGAAACGCAACUGCAGAGGAGGCCCGGAUCACGGUGAAGAAAGGAGUCCAGGAUGUGUACAGCAUCGGGAAGGUAGUAGCCAUGAACGGGAAUUCGGAGAACGUGGUCUGGUCUGGUGGCGAAUGCAGGAGGUUCUCUGGGACUGAUUCCACCAUCUUUCCCCCUUUCAGGAAGCCCGACAACUACAGCAUAGUAGCGUUCUCACCAGAGAUAUGCAGAACAAUGACAGGAGCUUUCGUCGGCAACGGAGAAUACCAAGGUGUGCGAGGAUACAAAUACGAGGUGUCACUAGGCGACAUGAAGAGGAACCCUGGGGAGAUGUGCUUCUGCCCUUCGCCUGACAGGUGUCUGGGAAAAGGAACAACUGACCUCACCAAGUGCCAAGGUGCACCUUUGAUUGGCUCACUUCCUCAUUUUUACGACGCUGAAGAGGAUUACUUGAAUGGAGUUGUGGGUCUCAAACCUGACAAGGACAGCCAUGAAAUAACAUUUAUUAUGGAACCCAUCAGUGGCGUACCAUUACUAGCGAGGAAGAGACUCCAAUUCAACAUCCAUCUACACCCUGUGAGAUUUGUUAAUCUGACUAAGAAACUGACACCAACGCUGGUUCCUAUCUUUUGGAUAGAAGAAAACUUAGAUCUUGGUGAUGAGCUGAUGGGUUUUCUCGAAGCGAACCUUCUCACCAACUUGCGCCUGGUUGAUGUGGUCAAAUGGAUGCUGAUAGUCGUCGGAGCUGGUGUCUGUGUUGCAGGUGUCGUUCUGUACAGGAUGAAGAAGGAGGCUAAGAAGAAGACCAGUUCGAGGGAGGACCUCCUCCCUCCAGGAAACGACGACGUGGAAGUGCUGGAUCCAAGCCGGCUAAGCAGCUCCACAGCCAGCUUGGUCCCCAGCUUAGUGAUGCCGACUGCUCCAGUGACCCGAACUGGCUGGGACAUAAUGCCUUCCCCUUCGCUCCAGCUGCCAGCAGUCGAAACGAUUAGGGCUUCUCCAGGAAUCUCCAGUAGUGCACCUCUUGAGCCGAGGGCUCGGGCCUCUGCAGAGCAACACUCAAGGCUUUCCACCGGCGGCAGGCUUCGAAAAUUCUAG
Messenger RNA from Nezara viridula (southern green stink bug), 1551 nucleotides. NCBI's taxonomy places the organism in Eukaryota, Metazoa, Arthropoda, Insecta, Hemiptera, Pentatomidae. The record is from the annotation of a GenBank genome assembly.